AUGGAGCGGCAGUUUGGGAAUGUACCUCUCAACCUAGAUUCAGAUGACGGAUUUUUGGUACGACCACAACGUUAUUCAUGGCAAGAAGUGGCGGAACAGAACCGACAGGACCAGCUCUUGAGCACGGAUAUGGCUAAGAAUGCUUGCUCGGCUGUGGACAUUAUAAUUGCGGUUUUGAAUGAGGAAAUGCGGCAACUUAGACAGUGGAUUCCGAGGUUCAAUCUUGCUGAUCUUCUUGUUAUGGCCAGGAACAAGAUCCCUAAAAUUAAGCUUCAGUCUCUAGUCAAUUUUAUGAAAUGGUUUACGGGAACGUAGGUUUUUAUGUUUGUUGUUUUGUUUUUUAGGUAAUUAACGCUACAAAUUAGCUUUGAUAUUAUGGUAGACUUGGAAAUGCUGGGUAACUACUAAACAUUUAGUUAUAUUUUUUGACGAAGGAUAGUUAGAAAUUGGAAAAUUUAUAUGACAGAAGAUUGAAGUCUAUACUAAUUUAUAAAACAACAUUUACAGGCCAAAUCGAACGAUUCAAGGAAAUGAUGUGAAUAUUGACUUAGCAUUGGCCAAACUGGAUACAUCUGAAGAUUUUACCAACUCCUUUAGUGAUGACGACGACGACUCGAUUCGUGCUGCUUCUACAGUGUGUUCUGCGGUUGCCAAUGAAAAGAUAAACGAACUGGAAGCUCAAUUGAAAGAGCUACAAGAAACACUAAAGUUAAUUAUGAAUCAGAACGGGGUUGUUUUGCCAGCUAAAAAGGAGGCUAAAGUAAGUGUUUUGACUUGGAUAAGUUGAUUUUGUGUUUAGUAUAAUAAUUAAUCAUUGAAAAAAGUCGCAUUUACGUUUAGACAAUGUUUUUUAUUGUUUUAUAAGUACAAAUUUGUAAAAAUAUGGAUUUAAGACAUUUUUGAUUAAAUUUUUAUAUUGUUUUUGUUAUUAGUAAAAAAUCAAAAAUUCUCAUUAUUUUUAAUUGAAUUUUAGUCCGUUAUUCCACCAGUCUCUAAAGCAGCUCCUCCUCCACCACCCCCACCUCCACCAUCAUUCUUCCAGAAGAAAAAGUCGCCAGAACCUCCAAAAGACCCAUCUCCUCAUAAAACGGAAGAGGUAACGAGUUCGGAUGAGGCAAGUAUCAGAAAUUUUAGUCAAUGUAUUGUUUUUGGUCAAGAAAUUAAUAGUGAGCUUGUAAGGAGCUUGCAUUUGCAGUUAUUGACUUUAAAGUAGGUAUUUUUCGAAUAAAAUGUUGAGAACUCAUGAUAUGGAUCAGAUUAAUGUCUUAUAUAUUCAAAAAGUCAUUUAAAUUUCAGAAUAAACCUCCAGUGCCAGCGCCAAGAGUUGUAGGAUUCAAUCUGAAGGAAUUGGGAUCAGUGAAACUGAAGAAGGUCGCAAGGUAAGAAAUACGAUUAUUUUAGGUAACAAUUUAUUUGUAAGGAGUUUUUUUAAAGCUGUGUGUAAUUUAUAUUGUUUUAAAAAUUUUGUUUUAGAACUCCCGGCGGUACCCCAAUCAGGCCGUCACACGAUCAUGAUAAAAAUUUCGGAUUCUUGGCGCGAGCUAUCAAGGAGAAGUUCCGAAACACGGGAGAAACAGAUGAUGAACCAGAAACACAUGACGAUUGGGACGACGAGGAGACCAAGAAAGAGGAGCAUCUGCAGUAA
Messenger RNA from Bursaphelenchus okinawaensis, 1645 nucleotides. The record is from the annotation of a GenBank genome assembly. NCBI's taxonomy places the organism in Eukaryota, Metazoa, Nematoda, Chromadorea, Rhabditida, Aphelenchoididae.